Messenger RNA from Echinococcus granulosus, 774 nucleotides. RefSeq names its product Palmitoyltransferase ZDHHC9. The transcript has 7 exons. The coding region runs from base 1 to 774 and encodes 257 amino acids. The record is from RefSeq and is a predicted model, not a curated record. Lineage: Eukaryota; Metazoa; Platyhelminthes; Cestoda; Cyclophyllidea; Taeniidae.
AUGGUCACCACCGAUGCAGCUGCGGCGGAGUUACUGGUGGGGGCUGGAUUGGGAGAUUUGUUAACGUUUCGAUCACCACUGCCCAUGGUGAUUCUCUUCACCGUCUUCCUUUACCUCUCGAUAUCCGGUCUCACAUUCUAUCAUAUCUACCUUAGCUGCCGUCAAAUUUCUACCCAUGAAGAUAUUCGACACUUUCCUAAGACACUGCGUCAAACGGGUCGAAAGAACCCCUUCUCCAAGGGCAACGGCCUUGUCAAUAUGCUCAGUGUGUUGUGUGGUCCUGCUCCACCGAGUGCUCUGAAGGCGUGGAAGUUAGUCGAUCCAGAUGACGUUCGGCCUCCGGAUUAUUCCAUGCUGUCAUCGUCGUCGCAGCAUCCACGCUCCGAUGAAGAUUUCGUAGUGCCCCACAAGCAGUCAGUCGCCAUUCGACCCCUGCGUUUUGACUCCAAUAGCCAGCAUGGAGAGGAUGAUUGGAGAAACAGGAUUGGUGGUUACCCUCGACAAACUCCAAGCACUACUACCGCUAUUAUUAACCUCAAUUCUGUGACCUCCCAAAACAACGUCAUACCAGAACCACAAUCGCAGUCGUCAUCGUCAUCGACGAAGCCGCCUAAAAAGCUGAGGAAAGUCGUGUUGGCAGAUGAGUUGGACGAACACGGUGAUCGAAUACCGAACACGGGAUUCGCUGGACGCUCCAUCGUCUCGGCGAUAACGAUGCUACCCCACCGUGUCCCGUCCUCAUUCGCAGGCUCAAUUGACCAGCCUGACAAUUGA